Sphaeroforma arctica JP610 is the source of this 1584-nucleotide messenger RNA. RefSeq lists its product as hypothetical. The record is from RefSeq and is a predicted model, not a curated record. Gene Ontology annotation, molecular function: glycosyltransferase activity. Gene Ontology annotation, cellular component: Golgi membrane. The transcript is spliced from 8 exons. Bases 1 to 1317 code for a protein of 438 amino acids. Gene Ontology annotation, biological process: protein N-linked glycosylation. NCBI's taxonomy places the organism in Eukaryota, Ichthyosporea, Ichthyophonida.
AUGCUGACCUUAUCUUAUGUUCUCUUACUUUAUCAUUCAAGGUGGGUCGAAACCGAUGGGGGUCUAUCAGAAAUCGAGUUCGAAGAAAUAUCCAGGGGAGAUGGUGUUGUGGAACUUUUAGAGGCAAAUAAGAGGAGGAAAGUCGUCUUGAAACAGUUCGAGAGCUGGCUCAAGUUUGACAAUCCAGCUCAUAGUGAUUUCGCACUGGCGAAAGGAAGGUUUGUGCCACGUAGCUUGAAGUAUGAAACAGACGGUCAGGUUUUCUUUCUCAUCGGCGAUUCACCGGAUGACUUUAACAAAAACAGGGCUGAAGAGUACCUCUAUUCGCUACGGAAGGAUGAGUACAGUGGCAAUUCAGUUGCAUCCUAUGAAGUGCAAAUGGAAGGCUCAGAUGAAUCUGUGUUGCUGAUGGAGCCAGAUAAAGGCGAACGAUGGCUUGCGCUCUAUACUGACGGCAAGGUUACUCAGGGAACUGUGGCUACACCUGUCGAAGAGUGGGAAGUUCUGACCGAGAAAGGGGAGUGGAUCCCACCGCAACGUUCUUAUAUGCCUGUCGAGCUCUUUCCGGAUUACGACAUUUACAAAUUCGGUAGUUCCGAAUCGAAUCGAGAAUCGGGAGACCCUCGUCGUGGGGAUGCAAAAAUUGCCAUGGUGACUCUGAAUACGCCCAAUAUCGCGCAAUAUGCAAAUCUUGCAGAGAUUAGUCAAAAGCAUUACGCGAAGAAACAUGGAUAUGAUUUCUAUGUAUACAGAGACUCGACACUCGACUGGGAUAUGGAACGAGGUUUCUGGGAUUCGGCCGUGACGUGGAACAAAGUGAACGCUGUUCCGCGGCAUAUGCCUGAUCACGAGUGGGUCAUGUGGAUCGAUUCAGACGCUGUGAUUACAAAUCUAGACAUCACUCUGGAGUCCAUCAUAGCUCAAGGAGAGGGUAAAGAGUUCCUCAUCGCUGAUGAUCCUGGUGGGUGGCAGUUGAAUACUGGCGUCUGGUUUGCCAAAAAUACCCAAUGGACUCGUGAUAUGAUGCAGAAGUGGUGGCAGAUGCCGAAACAUCAGCACAAUAUGGGUGCCGAACAAAAUCAGCUCAUCAAACUGCUUAACGUUUUAGACCGAAAAAAAACGAUGUGGAAGCUAUACAAGGAAUGUGACUUCAAUUGUCUUCAAGAUAAUAGAUUCGAGGGUGUUUUUCUGAUUCAUUUUAUGGGUCUAUGGCCGGUCGACAAAGUCAAAGCGAUUAGAAAGGAAAAUGUUAGACAAGGCCUCACUGACAAACAUGACAAUAUUCUAAUCGGAGAAGGAAGUAAGGAUGAGCUCUGAUUCGAUAGUUAGGUAUUAAUUAAGUAGAAAUCGAGUAGCCUGUAGUGAAAGGUUGGUCCCAGUGGUCCACUACCACUAGUCCGGGUGCAGGGUCGACUACUGAUCCUACCUGUCCGAGCCCCGAGUGCAUUCAGUACCUCCCUGAAAAUGUUUGACUGUACACUUGAACGACGCAUAUGCCAGCCUGUCUGUUUCCUGCCGACGACUACAAUGUUUCUAAGGACCUACUAUCAUAUGUAUAUGUAUAUAUAAACAUACAUCUAUGCA